Messenger RNA from Dichotomopilus funicola, 3519 nucleotides. RefSeq lists its product as uncharacterized. The coding region runs from base 1 to 3519 and encodes 1172 amino acids. Gene Ontology annotation, cellular component: catalytic step 2 spliceosome; intracellular anatomical structure. The record is from RefSeq and is a predicted model, not a curated record. NCBI's taxonomy places the organism in Eukaryota, Fungi, Ascomycota, Sordariomycetes, Sordariales, Chaetomiaceae. The transcript has 4 exons. Gene Ontology annotation, molecular function: RNA binding; ATP binding; RNA helicase activity. Gene Ontology annotation, biological process: spliceosomal complex disassembly.
AUGGAUGAUCUGGAGUCCCUCGAACUGCUGUCCCUCGUGUCGAAAGUCACGUCGGAAUUGCAGAACCAUCUCGGCGUUAACGAGAAGACGCUUGCCGAGUUCGUCAUCGCACAACGCGUAGAAUGCGCGUCGUUCUCGGAGUUCAAGGCCAAAUUGGCCGCGUUUGGCGCCGAAUUCCCGCCCAGCUUGGUGGAGAGUAUCGACCGCCUUGUUCAAACGAUGCACCCCAAGGUCAAAGGGCAAAAAAGCACAGCGGAUUACGAUGGCGAUGGGAAACAGGGACGGUCAACGGGGGAGCAGACCAAGACUUUCAAGGGGUUAUCGAUUCCGGACAAAGAAGUCGAGGCUAUGGAUGACACAUUUGCAUUACUAGAGAGCUUAGAGCCAAAACGACCAGAAAGAGAACGACCUGAACGAGAACGCCCACGAAAACGGAGCCGAACACCAGACGAGUACCGGGACGAUUCGAGGCGGAAGCGCAAGGACAGGUAUCGAUCGAGGUCAAGAUCGAGGUCACGAUCCCCGGGACGAGGCCGAAGGCGACACGAACGUUACGACGAUGACCGCGAUUUCCGCCGCCCACAACCCCAAGAGCUUGAUGAUGCACCUGAACUUCACAAGGUCUACGGUGGGCAUGUCACGGGGGUUAAAGAUUUUGGCGCAUUUGUGAACAUACAUGGCGUGAAAGGGAAGAUCGAUGGUCUAGUCCAUAUCUCGGCGUUCGGCCAACGCGUCGACCAUCCCUCUGACGUCGUUUCGAGAGGUCAGGAGGUCAAGGUGAAAGUCGUCAAGAUCGAAGGCAACAGGAUAGGGCUGUCGAUGAAGGAUGUCGACCAACAAACGGGCAUGGACCUCGCGCCACAGAUGAAAAUGGGCUCUGGUGCGAAUAUGGAGGCUUUGGGCGGCCGUGGGCAGGCUCCUCCGGUCAUGGGAACCGGGGCGAACGGUUCGUUUCAGGCUUCCGCAGCUGCCCGGGCCCAGAAGAAGCGGAUGACGUCUCCAGAACGAUGGGAAAUCCGGCAGAUGAUUGCAGCAGGGAUCGUCAAGGCCUCCGAUUAUCCCGACUUGGAGGAGGACUAUAAUGCGACGCUAAAGGGAGAAGGUCAGCUGGAGCUGGAGGAGGACAUCGAUAUCGAGAUUCGAGAUGAGGAGCCCCCAUUCCUGGCGGGGCAGACGAAGCAGUCACUCGAGUUAUCACCAAUUCGAGUCGUCAAGGCCCCCGACGGGUCACUCAACAGGGCCGCGAUGGCGGGGGCGAGUUUGGCGAAGGAAAGGAAGGAGUUACGGCAACAAGAAAAUGAGUCGAAAGAGGAAAAGGCCAAGGUUGACUUGUCGUCACAAUGGCAGGACCCCAUGGCAAACCCUGACGCUCGUCAAUUCGCGAGCGAUUUGAGGAAGCGACCACAAGCAGCACAAUCGGCUCCGGAUGGCGUGCCGGAAUGGAAGAAGGUCAUUGCCAAGGACCAGCAGUCUCUCGGGAAACGGACAAGCAUGUCCAUCAAGGAACAGCGCGAGUCCUUGCCCGUGUACGCUUUCCGGCAACAGCUUAUUCAAGCCGUCAAGGAGAAUCAGAUCAUGAUUGUUGUGGGCGAAACAGGGUCAGGGAAGACGACACAGCUCACGCAAUAUCUCGCCGAAGCUGGGUUCACCAACAACGGCAUGAUUGGUUGCACACAACCCCGACGUGUGGCCGCUGUCUCGGUCGCCAAACGUGUGUCUGAGGAGGUGGGUUGCCAACUAGGACAAGAGGUUGGGUACACGAUCCGGUUCGAAGACGUAACGAGUCCAGCAACCCAGAUCAAGUACAUGACGGACGGCAUGUUACAACGUGAGAUUCUGAUUGACCCAGACCUGAAAAGGUACUCGGUCAUCAUGCUGGACGAAGCCCACGAGCGGACGAUCGCGACGGAUGUUCUCUUUGCGCUCUUGAAGAAGACGAUCAAGAAACGCGACGACUUGAAGAUUAUCGUCACCAGUGCUACGCUGGAUGCGGACAAGUUCAGCGAGUACUUCAACUCAUGCCCGAUUUUCACGAUUCCCGGCCGGACGUUCCCGGUUGAAAUCCUCUACUCGCGAGAGCCAGAAUCGGAUUACCUAGAUGCUGCACUAACAACGGUGAUGCAAAUUCACCUAAGCGAACCGAUGGGUGAUAUCCUGGUCUUCUUGACUGGGCAAGAAGAAAUUGAUACGGCUUGCGAGAUCUUGUUCGAGCGGAUGAAAGCGUUAGGACCGGGUGUUCCAGAACUCAUCAUACUGCCCGUUUACUCUGCACUCCCGAGCGAAAUGCAGAGCAAGAUUUUCGAGCCGGCAGCACCAGGCAGCCGCAAAGUCGUGGUGGCCACCAAUAUUGCCGAGACCUCGAUUACGAUCGAUUUCAUUUACUAUGUCGUCGACCCAGGGUUCGUUAAGCAGAAUGCUUACGAUCCGAAACUGGGGAUGGAUUCGCUGGUCAUCACUCCUAUUUCCCAGGCGCAGGCGAACCAGAGGGCAGGUCGUGCCGGUCGUACAGGGCCAGGGAAGUGCUUCCGCCUUUACACCGAGGCUGCUUUCCAGUCAGAGAUGUUACCGACAACGAUCCCUGAGAUCCAGCGGCAAAAUCUGUCGAACACAAUCUUGAUGCUUAAGGCUAUGGGCAUCAACGACUUGUUGCGGUUCGACUUUAUGGAUCCACCUCCUGUAAAUACCAUGUUGACGGCACUGGAAGAGCUUUAUGCUUUAGGCGCUCUGGAUGACGAAGGACUACUAACCCGCCAGGGGAGAAAGAUGGCCGAUUUCCCGAUGGAGCCGUCGCUGUCUAAGGUGCUUAUUGCGUCUGUCGACAGGGGCUGCUCCGACGAGAUGGUGACAAUCGUUUCCAUGCUCAACCUUCCCCAGGUCUUCUACCGGCCCAAGGAGAAGCAGAGCCAGGCCGACCAAAAGAAGGCAAAGUUUCACGACCCCUCAGGUGAUCACCUCACCAUUCUGAACGUCUACCAAUCAUGGAAAAACAACGGCUACGCCAACGCAUGGUGUUUCGAGAACUUCAUCCAAGCGCGGUCGAUGCGCCGCGCCAAAGACGUGCGCGACCAAAUCGUCAAGAUCAUGGAGCGCCACAAACACCCCAUCAUCAGCUGCGGCCGUGAAACAGACAGAAUCCGACAAUCUCUGUGCACCGGCUUCUUCCGCAACGCCGCGCGCAAGGACCCGCAGGAAGGGUACAAGACCCUGACGGAGGGAACCCCCGUGUACCUGCACCCAAGCUCGGCGCUCUUCGGCAAGCAGGCCGAGUGGGUGGUGUACCACGAACUGGUGCUCACCACGCGCGAGUACAUGCACUUCACCACGACGAUUGAGCCGAAAUGGCUGGUCGAUGCGGCGCCGACUUUCUUCAAGAUUGCGCCGACUGACCGGUUGAGCAAGAGGAAGGCGGCGGAGCGCAUCCAGCCGCUGUAUAACAAGUAUGCUACGGAGGACGACUGGCGGUUAAGCGCGCAGCGCAGGGGUGGGAGAACGGGUGGUGGCGGUGGGACGUGGGGUUGA